GCUAAUAUCACUCUACCAAAAAUGUCCGCGAGCUCCUGGUGGCUCAACGCCAUGGACACGCUGCCUCCAGAACUGGUGGUGUGCAUCUUCGGGAAGCUGCGCUGCCCGCUGACGCUGCUGGACGUGGUGCCUCUGGUCUGCAAGCAGUGGCGCAACCUCUCCAAGGAUCCCCUGGCCUGGGCCAGUGCCGAGCUUGCCUGGGACGGCACGGACCCCAAGGCCCGCAAGGCUUCCGGGCUGCGCUUCGGCAGCAUGCGUCUCUCCAGCGGCGAUGAAGACGAUGACGUGUCCGCGGCGUGGGAGAAGUUGAAGGAGGACAGCCUCCGCGUGUCGACGGCUGACGCGGCGCGCAUUCUGCUCCACGCCCCCGCACUGAACUGCAUCAACUUCUGCGCGGACAUGCCGGAGAAGGGCAUGAAGCGGCUGGUGAACGCGCUGCGCCGCAGCAGGACUGUCGUGACGCAGUACUUCACGGUCCACGAGAUGACCUCCUGGCACAUGACGCUGCGUGGCCGCUCGGCCCUGCUGGACAUGAUGUGGCGCAGCCGCAACCACUUAGUUGGGGCCACGGUGCAGCUCAGCAGACAGGAGGAUAUCUCUGACGACGUGCCCGCCUCCAAGCGAGGCCCCCUGCGUGACAGUCAGGGCCGCACCGUGCUGGACGUGCUGGCCCAGAUGCCCACCCUGGAGUGCCUGUCGCUGGACGCCUCCUGGGACUACCCGUACGCUGGCGAGCUGAGAGGCAAGCUGCCCCGGCUCCGCAAGCUGUUCAUGAACCGCGGCGACGGCGGCAUCUGCGGGGAGCGCCUCGUGUGCGACCUCAUUGACGGCGCCGCUGCCACACUGGCCGGGCUGGACCUCAACAGGGACUACGGCCGGCCGCAGGACUCCAUUCUGAGGCACCCCAGGAUCCCGGACUACCGCGCCGCCGUGACGCCGGCGCUGAUGGCCAGUGUGGCGGGCUGCAAGCGCCUCUCGUUCCUGGAGGGCCCCGCGGCCCUCGCCCCGCACCUGCCCAGCAUGCCGGGCCCCCGCCGAGCUCGUCCUGCACCUGGGGCGAGGUGUGGCCCAGAGACCGCGUUUCGCCCCAUCCCUAGGGAAAACACCUACGAGGCGACGCUGAGGGACGAGCACAGGACCAACAACUUAAGCGAGGGCUGGCACAACCGCUUUCAGGGUGUCAUCGGCAAAAAUCACCCAUCGCUGUACACUGCGCUUGGAGAAAUCCAGAAGGAGCAAGCUGACACGGAGACGAUGCUGCACGAGCUAUCCCUGGGUCGCCGCGUCAAGGCCGCUCCAAAGAAGAAGUGGCUGGACCAGCAGCGACGCGUCAAGUCCGUUGUCACUGAUUAUGCUACUUACAAGCAAGAAGAAAGGGUCGUCGACUACUUGCGGACACUGGGACAUCUCUUCACUCUCUAAAAUUUUUUGGAAUUUUUGAUAUAUUUUUUUCAUAUACUUUGGCAUUUGCAUAAAUUAUUUUGGGAAAAUUAGUUUGGGAAUUAUUUUUUGGGAACAAAAAAAAUUGGAACCACAGUACUUUGGAAU
Molecule: messenger RNA, 1548 nt
Organism: Thrips palmi
Lineage: Eukaryota; Metazoa; Arthropoda; Insecta; Thysanoptera; Thripidae
Exons: 9
Coding region: 22-1422 (466 amino acids)
Molecular function (GO): protein binding
Source: RefSeq, a predicted model, not a curated record